UCAGCCUAGCUACAUUUCUCGACAUAGAGCGCCCCGUCUCUCAAGUCAUGGCUUCCUUUGACCCUUACUACCCACCUAUUUACAAGCGGAGAGUAGUUGUGCGCAGCUCAGGAUAUGGAUCAGGUGGAGGAAUUGGAUCAAGGCCUGCUUACUUCAGCCACUCUGCCCCAAUUACCUCUUAUGCAUCUUCCCGCAGAAGUUAUCCAACACAGGCCAGAGCUGUUUCCAGCUACUCCUCUGUGCUUUCUGCUCCUGUGUCUGUAGCCGCAACCGAGCUCCGCCUAGACCAAGCAGCCCAGGUAAGCUCUGAAUUCAAAGUCCUGAGAACCCAGGAGAAGGCAGAGCUGCAGGACCUGAAUGACCGCUUUGCAAGCUUCAUCGAGAGAGUCCAUGAGCUGGAGCAGCAGAACAAGCUGCUGGAGACUGAGCUCCUGCUGCUCAGGCAGAGGCAGACGGAGCCCUCCAACCUCCGUGGCCUGUACGAGCACGAGAUCCGUCAGCUCCGUGCUGCUGUGGAAGAGGCCCGCCAUGAGAAGCAGGCAGCCCAAGACCACAGAGAUGAGAUGGAGGACGUGCUGAGGAACCUGCAGAAGCGCUUUGAGGAUGAGCUGCUGCACAGAGAAGACGCAGAGGGCAGGCUCUUGGAAGCCAGGAAGGGAGCGGAUGAAGCUGCUCUUGGCCAGGCUGAGCUGGAGAAGAAAGUUGGAACCCUGCUGGAUGAGCUGGCCUUCCUGAAACGCCUCUGCGAGAGCGAGAUCGCAGAGCUGCAGGCCCAAAUCCAGUACAGUGCACAGGUGUCAGUGGAGAUGGAGGUGGUCAAACCUGACCUCUCCGCCGCCCUCCGUGACAUCCGUUCCCAGUAUGAGAAGCUGGCCCAACACAACCUGCAAUCAGCAGAGGAGUGGUUCAGCAGCAAGAUGAAUGUGAUGACAGUAGGAGCUGCUCGCAACACAGAGAGUGCACGUACCGCCAAGGAUGAGGCAGGAGAAUACCGUCGGCUCCUCAAAUCCAAGACGCUGGAGAUCGAUGCCUGCAGGGAGAUGAACCAAGCUCUGGAAAACCAACUGCAGGAUGUGGAGGAGAAACAGAGUCAGGAGAUCUCUGCACUGCAUGAUACAAUAAGUCAGCUGGAGGACGAGCUGAGAGCAAACAAGAAUGACAUGGCUCGCUACUUGAAAGAUUAUCAAGACCUCUUGAAUGUUAAGAUGGCCCUGGAUAUUGAAAUUGCUGCCUACAGGAAGCUCCUUGAAGGUGAAGAGAACCGUCUCAGUGCGGCAGCCCCAGGGUCGGUCAGCGUUUACUCCCAAUCCAUGUACGCUGCUCCGUCAUACGGAAGAACACAAUUCUCUCUGCAGACUCAGCUGAGCUCUGCCCCUCCGUACCUGCUGAGCUCCCGCUUGUACACCCCAUCCCUCCUGACAGAGGAGACAAUAUCUGCGAGUCAGGCACAGCAGGCCGAGGCCAGCCCACCUGAAGACGAGGGGGAAGUAGAGGAGCAGGUGGAAGAGGAAGAUAAGGAGGAGGAGGAGGGAGAGGAGGAGAAGGGAGAAGAGAAGGAGGAGGAGGAGGGAGGAGAGAAGGAGGAGGAAGAAGAGGAAGGAGGAGAGGGCGAGGAGAAGGAGGAAGAAGAAGAGGAGGGAGCAGAGGGCGAAGGAGAGGCGGAGGGAGGAGAGGAGGGUGAGGGAGAAGAGGAGGAGGGUGAAAAAGAGGAGGAAAAACAAGAAGAGGGAGAGGAGGAAGCAGCUGGAGAAGGUUAG
Messenger RNA from Cheilinus undulatus (humphead wrasse), 1757 nucleotides. RefSeq names its product neurofilament light chain b (gene neflb). Lineage: Eukaryota; Metazoa; Chordata; Actinopteri; Labriformes; Labridae. Bases 48 to 1757 code for a protein of 569 amino acids. Gene Ontology annotation, cellular component: axon; cytoplasm; postsynaptic intermediate filament cytoskeleton. The record is from RefSeq and is a predicted model, not a curated record. Gene Ontology annotation, molecular function: structural constituent of postsynaptic intermediate filament cytoskeleton. Gene Ontology annotation, biological process: neurofilament bundle assembly. The transcript is spliced from 3 exons.